AUGCGACAAUGUACUUUCUGCUCGCUCAGACAGUUCGCAAUUGCAAAAAGCUCGUGUGCUCGAUGCGCUCAGGAACUUGUUGCGGCAACAGCGGGUACAUUCCGCUCAGCAUUGAUCCGUCUCAUCGAGAACAGAGAUCCGGACUUGGACAAGGCAGUUUGCGCUCUUGCCAGUGCUCAUGGUGAUGCAUGUGCCACACGUGCGGUCGCCACGGCUUUGGCCGCGCCACCCUCUGAUGCACGCCACACAAGGCGGGUCAGCCAGGCGCUGCUCAAGAUGGCUGGCAAAGGAGACGCUGUUGCAAUCGAGGCUGUGAGUGACUGCUUGAAACACGAGUCCAGCGUGGUGCGGGAGCAAGCCGUCACUACGCUCAAGGAAUUGUCCAGUCCCGGAGAUGCGGCAGUGCUUCCGAAACUGGUGGCAGCUUUGGCAGACGAAGGGCUGAGGGUCCGAAUGGCUGCUGCAGAUGCUUUGUCCAAGAUUGCGCAGAGGGGUGAUCCUCUUUGGACAGCACUCAUCGUGGAUUACUUGGGCCAUCAGUCACUCGAUGUCCGUGAGGCGGCACUUAUCGCCCUGCAUCGACUUGCAGCUCCAGGCUGUGCAGACGUUGUUGCGUCGAUCUCCUUGCGCAUGGAAGAUGCUGACAUUGGAGGGAGAAAGGCCCUUUUAAUGGCACUGCAACAGCUCGCUCCUCCAGGAAACCAGCCUGCGAUCCUCGAGGCUACGAGGCGCCUGACUGACUCCAGCAUAGAGGUUCGCAAGAUGGCCUUGCGAGUGCUUGGAGCGCUGGCAGACGACUUGCCACCCAACCUCGAGCGAGUGCUUGAGAGCAGCCUCCAGGACUCCCACGCAUCGGUGCGAAAGACGGCUGUAUCGGCCCUGGAGAAGUUGGCCGCGAAGAGUCCCUGGCUUCGAAGUCUGCUACUGUCGCGUCUUGAAGACCCUGCACCCUGCGUGCAGUGCGCAGCGAUUCUUGCGGCAGGCAGAAUCUGCGACCUCGAUGAUGAGGCCUCGGCAAACACGCUGGCAGCGUGCUUGGACUCGAAUGAGAAGAUGUGCGAGGCGGCUGCGCAGCAGUCCCUUGGAUGGCUCUUGCAGCGCGGAUCCCGAGCGCCACUGCCGGUGUUGGCACGGCUGCUUUGGCAUGGAAAUGAAAAGGUCCGCGAGUCAGCGAACCUCGUGCUUUCGCGACUGCCUCCUCAGUGGCAAUGGUUGAGGGAGAAGUGGAGCCCAGCAACUCCUCCAAGCCGACCCUUGCGGUUCCCGCACAAGGUGGAGGCCUCGUCGUUCUCCUGA
Molecule: messenger RNA, 1296 nt
Organism: Symbiodinium sp. CCMP2592
Lineage: Eukaryota; Dinophyceae; Suessiales; Symbiodiniaceae
Source: the annotation of a GenBank genome assembly